ACAAGGGAUCCAUCCAUAAGAUUGUGGAGCUGCCAGACGGGGUGCAGAACAUCAUGGAGCUCCAGGUCUUCCCAAAGAAGGACCCAAUCCAGUCCAUGAUCCUGGACCACAAGAGGGCAGCGCUGUACGUUGGAUCAGCAAAUAAAGUCGUGGAGAUACCCAUGGACAUGUGCAGGGUGUACCGCAACAACUGUGAAAGCUGCUUGCUGGCGAGGGACCCGUACUGUGGGUGGUUCAAUGGAAGCUGUCAGUCGGUUUAUCUAAACCGGGAGGUACAUCAGAACCUGAACCUGGACGCAUGGCAAGGAAAGUGCCAGAAGGGGGAUGUUAAGGAAGCAGAUGACUAUCAGAACAUCGCAGUCGUCCCUUUCUCCCGCUACUACCUCAACUGUCCCAUCGAGUCCCACUAUGCCACCUACAACUGGUACCACAACAACAGCCUCAUCAAGACCUGCAACACCACCCACCCCCAGCAGAACUGCUUCCACUUCAUCCAGAACGUGAGCCACGUGCACUACGGCCACUACAUCUGCAUCUCGGAGGAGGACGGCUUCAAGCAGGCCCUGGUGAAGGAGCGCCUGGUGAACCAGCACCGAUUCAUGUCCCAGAAGGGCCAGGCCACCCUGACGUUGGGCUCUUGGCUGCAGCUGCUCUUGAUGGUGGUGUUGGUGGUGCUCUUCCACUGA
Molecule: messenger RNA, 686 nt
Organism: Eurypyga helias (sunbittern)
Lineage: Eukaryota; Metazoa; Chordata; Aves; Eurypygiformes; Eurypygidae
Product: semaphorin-7A-like
Exons: 4
Biological process (GO): positive regulation of ERK1 and ERK2 cascade; positive regulation of axon extension; negative chemotaxis
Cellular component (GO): external side of plasma membrane
Molecular function (GO): semaphorin receptor binding; chemorepellent activity; integrin binding
Source: RefSeq, a predicted model, not a curated record